This is a messenger RNA of Hermetia illucens (black soldier fly), 1693 nucleotides long. RefSeq names its product multiple inositol polyphosphate phosphatase 1-like. Lineage: Eukaryota; Metazoa; Arthropoda; Insecta; Diptera; Stratiomyidae. Gene Ontology annotation, molecular function: inositol phosphate phosphatase activity; acid phosphatase activity. The record is from RefSeq and is a predicted model, not a curated record. Bases 55 to 1545 code for a protein of 496 amino acids. The transcript has 10 exons.
GCUGGACUAGGCACGGAUGCCUAACAUUGGAGUACCAAGAUAUAGUCGCAGAUUAUGCAUCUCAGGCGAGACAACGAGUGUUAUUGCGUGAAUGAUCUCGAUGGACAUUCUGGCGAAAUGAAUAUAAAUUUUUGGUUAGCAGUUUUCAUUGUUGUUAUAAAUUAUCAAAAUGUAUUUGGGAAGAAACAUUUUGGAGCCGCAUGCUGCGAGGAAUAUUGCUACAGCACAGAUAAAGUUCAGGAGCACAUGAAGCACCGAUCAAGCAGCACCGCCUAUCAGUUAGUGAAAGGGAUUGAUUAUUUUGAUCAGUCUGGGAUACCUAACUGUAAGCCAGUUCGAUUUUGGUUCCUAUCUAGGCAUGGUACAAGAUUACCUGGAAAGGAGGAAAUAGAAGGUAUUCCGGGAUUAGUAUCGUUGAGUCUUCAUUAUCAUCAACAGCUUCGGGAUAAUAUAAUCGAAAACUAUGAAGUAAAAAAGACAGCACCUGCAAAGGGUGCCCUCUGCGGCCAGGAUUUGGAGUUGCUUAAAAACUGGGUAGUGAAUGAAAAUAUCACCAUGGACAAGAAUCAAUAUUUAACGGAUCAAGGAUGGAACGAUUUAAAAGGAAUAGCAGAGGAUUAUAAGGAGGCCUAUCCAACAUUGCUUGGUAGAGAAUACGAACCAAGCGAAUAUGCGUUUCAUCAUUCAGGAAACCAACGGACAGAAGCUAGUAUGAUGGCAUUCAUAGAGGGACUAUUUGGACCGGGAGCUUCAGAGAAUAUAUCUCAGCCUGCUCAAUAUGCGAACGAUACUUUUUUGCUUCCAGCAAAAUAUUGUCCUGCCUGGUCGACUGGUUUGAGUAAAAUCAAUGAACCGGGUUCAGAAACAAGUAACUUCAUAGCUUCAUCGCGGGUCGCACAAAUGUUAACUGAUAUAGGCAAGCGCCUUGGCUUUGACGAACCAUUGACGUUCAAACAAGUGCAGCUAAUUUACAACAUGUGCGCGUACGAAAAAGCCUGGUAUCUUGAUAAACCAAGCCCUUGGUGUUCGGUUCUUACACUGGACCAAGUUAAAAUCGUAGAGUAUCAAUACGAUUUGUUUUACCAAUACAGAAGUGGAUAUGGGAACGAUUUAAAUUAUGAUAUGCCAUGUAAAGUUAUGAAGGAUAUGUUGAAUCGUAUGGCUAAAGACGAAGGGCCACGUGUGACUGCGUAUUUUUCGCAUUCUUCCCUUCUGCAAAUGUUUGCAAUUGGACUGGGCGUUUUUAAGGAUAGUUCCCUAAUGACGAAUUCAAAUUAUGAUUCCAUGGAGGGUAGGAAAUGGCGUUCUAGUAAAAUAGAUCCAUUUGCCUCAAAUUACGCAAUCGUCAAAUAUGAUUGCUCAAAGGACGAAAAUGAUCCUUCACCCACAGUAAAAUUUUUCUUAAAUCAACGAUCUCUGGAAAUGGAUAACUGUACUAAUGGGCUAUGUAGGUUAGAAGACGUAUUGAAAACUUACAAGAGGUACUUAGAUGAAGACUGUGAAGAAUGCCAGGAUGCAAGUGAAGAUGUUGCAAUUGGACUAUGAGUCAGCGCAGUCACUAAUAAUCAAUUAUUCCUGUAGAAGGUUCUCCAUCAACUUUUCUUUAAUUUGCAGUUAUAUUUAAUCACAAUGUAUUAUUUUGUGUAUUUUUGUAAAGAUUAAAUAAAUUAAUUCUUUUUUUAUGGUCCAACAA